ACUGAUUUGUCAAUGUCAAUCGAUGAAUCAUUUUCUUAAUUUUCCUUAUAUGAUUGAAUUUAUUCCCAGAAGAAAUAAUUAAAUGUAAAUAUUACAACUUAAAAUCGAAGUUGUAUGUUUCCAUAGUGAAAAGGUUUAGCUAUGGCAGAAAAUAAGGAUACGCCGAUGACUAAUAAAAACGAAAAUACAAAUGAGGACCAGGCAAUGGAACACGAAGGGUCUCCUCCACCGCCAGUAACGCCUCCUCCGCCUGCAGACGUUGAUACUCAGGAAAUAAUUAUUGUAAACGAAAAUACUGAAGAGCUCGACUUGAACCAUGGAAGGAUCGGCAAGAUUGAGAAUCUGGAACCAUUGAAGAACUUAGAGAGGUUAUAUUUAAGAUGGAAUCUCAUUAAAAAGAUUGAGGGAUUAGAUACCUUACAGACUUUAGUGGAACUAGAGUUGUAUGACAAUCAAAUUGUUGUCAUCGAGAAUUUGGACAACCUUGUUAACCUUGAAAUACUUGACCUGUCUUUUAAUAGAAUCAAAGAAAUCACAGGUUUGGGGAAUUUAUUAAAAUUGAAGAAAUUAUUUUUAAGCUCUAAUAAAAUAAAUGAAAUCAAAAAUGUUAAUCAUCUACCAAAGCUAGAAUUAUUAGAGCUGGGUGAUAAUCGAAUUCGGGAAAUAAAGAAUCUCAAUGGUUUGAAAUCUUUAAAACAACUUUACUUGGGUAAGAACAAAAUUAACAAAAUCCAGAAUCUAGAAGACCUAAGUGAUUUACAAAUUUUAGUACUUCAGAAUAAUAGGAUUACUAAAAUUGAAAAUCUGCAAGAAUUGACAGCAUUAGAACAACUUUAUAUAUCAGAGAAUGGUAUAUCAUUAAUAGAGAAUUUGGAUAACCAGGUAAAACUUGAAACUUUGGAUCUGGCGAUGAACAGAAUCAUGGUUAUAGAAAACUUAAGGCAUAUGAAUGAUUUAGAAGAGUUAUGGUUAAAUGACAACCAAAUAGCAGAAUGGUCGUCGGUGGAAUAUUUAAAAGAUAACAAGAAGAUUGCAACAAUAUACUUGGAGAGGAACCCUCUGGCAUCAGACCCUGCGUACAGGAGAAAGUUGAAGCUCUGUCUCCCCUCGCUGCAGCAGAUUGAUGCCACAUUGUGUAGAGGAGAUUUCUCAUUAGUAGCAUAGUUAGUUAGAGGGUAGUUUUAAAUUAGGCGAUUCCAUAAAUGUUCAUAUUACUUUAAAUAAAAUACCUUUAGUUGUAUGGAAUGGAAUCCUUGACCAAUUUUCAUGUCCACUGAGAUAUGUAUUAUUUUUGAUAAAUCACAGGGAUUCAAUCAGUUUUAUUGGGUUUUAAAUGAGUUUACUAACUUUUGUCCGCGACUUUGUCCAGUAUUCUUCCACAUUGUCCUAAAAAUGUCUUAGAGAUUAUGUCAGUAAGACAGUAACAAACAUCCAUACAUUCGCAUUUAUAAUAUUAUUAUAAUCUUAAUUGUUAUAAAGCUGUAAUGGGAAUUGAAAUUAAAGUUUUCCUGAUUUUAUUUAUUUAUUUCAAGCAUGGAUUUUACAACCAUGUUUGUUUACAAAAUUUGUUAUGUUUCGCCUAAUUUAAAACAUUCUUUUAAUUAAAAUUAUUAACUAUAAAGUAUGCUAGUUAUGUUUACUACGUAAUUUAUAAUUUUAGUUUAUCAUUGUAUUAGAUUAGCUUGAACUAUCGCAUAUUAUUGUUAUGGUUCCUAAGUAAUUAUGCAUUUAGUUUGUUAAAACUAUGUAUUACUUCAACUAAGUAUAUAAGGACCAUUUUUAUUUCAUGUAUUCACGGGAUAUUUUGUCAUUUUUAAAUAAGCUAGAACUUUACUAUAUACAAUUAAUUGAUAAGGAAAUAAAUAAUAUCUAAUUCGGUUCAGUAAUGUCCUUGUUGAGGCAAACAACUGAACAUGUGGCAGCUAAAACAUUUGGUAUAUCUUUUAAAUUUUAUUCCCCGCUCCCUUAUAUUUCAUUGUUAUUUAAUAAUACUCCAAAUCACCAAAGUGCCUUCCUUUACUUGCACUAGUUGUCCAUCUAAAGAAUUAAAUAUGAAAGAGGCAAUUAUGAUGAAAAACUAAACUCUAAUAAUCAUUUAAAUUAUA
Molecule: messenger RNA, 2105 nt
Organism: Papilio polytes (common Mormon)
Lineage: Eukaryota; Metazoa; Arthropoda; Insecta; Lepidoptera; Papilionidae
Product: protein phosphatase 1 regulatory subunit 7-like
Exons: 6
Coding region: 142-1164 (340 amino acids)
Molecular function (GO): protein binding
Source: RefSeq, a predicted model, not a curated record